AUCUGCAGAGCUGUACAGUCAGACUGUUCUGUUGAGCUAAUUGAGUUUUUCUUUGUGAUUUAUGGAUGAAGGGUUUAUUACAACUCUGAAACUGGAGAAUUCCUCUGAAUGGAAAUGAUCACUAUGAGGAUCUACUAACAAACCUGUCUGAUUUGAAGAGAACCGACAUCAGAGAGCUAGAGCUUUCACACACCUGAGUGAAAGUGAAAGUGUGAGUGUUCUUUGACAGAAAGAAGCUCCAGGUACAGAAAAUGGCUUCCAGAUCUUUCUCAGAGGAAGAUCUCUCAUGUCCUGUGUGCUGUGAGAUCUUUAAGGAUCCUGUUGUCCUGCACUGUAGCCACAGUGUGUGUAAAGAGUGUCUACAGAGGUUCUGGGAGACCAAAGGGUCCAGAGAGUGUCCAGUUUUUAGGAGAAGCUCUUCAAUGGAAUAUCCUCCCAGAAACCUGGCUUUAAAGAACCUGUGUGAGACCUUCUUACAGGAGGGAGGUGAGAGAUCUUCAGCAGGGUCUGAAACACUCUGCAGUCUGCACAGUGAGAAACUCAGACUCUUCUGUCUGGAUGAUCAACAGCUCGUGUGUUUGGUGUGUCGAGAUUCUAAAAAACACACAAACCACAAAUUCCUGCCCAUUCAGGAAGCAGCACUGGACUAUAAGGAAGAGCUCAGAACAUCUCUGAAGCCCCUAAAGGAGAAACUGGAGAUCUUUAAAGGGUGUAAACUGAACUGGGAUCGGACUGCAGGACAUAUAAAGACUCAGGCACAGCACACAGAGAAGCAUAUUAAGGAGAACUUUGAGAAGCUUCACCAGUUUCUCCGAGAUGAAGAGGCAGUCCAAAUCGCUGCCCUGAGGGAGGAAGAGGAGCAGAAGAGUCAGAUGAUGAAGGAGAAGAUUGAGAAGAUGAGUAAAGAGAUAUCAGCACUUUCAGAUGUAAUCAGAGCCGUAGAAGAGGAGAUUGGAGCUGAAGAUGUUUCAUUCCUACAAAACUAUAAGUCCACAGUGAAAAGAACCCAGUGCACACUGCAGGACCCAGAGAGCCAAUCAGGAUUUCUGCUCAAUGUGGGGGAACAUCUGGCCAACCUGAAGUUCACAGUCUGGAAGAAGAUGCAGGAGAUCGUUCAGUUUACUCCUGUAACUCUGGACCCAAACACUGCUCAUCCUCAACUCAUCGUGUCUGAUGAUCUGACCAGUGUGAGAUACAGCCCUGAGAUACAGCAGCUUCCUGAUAAUCCAGAGAGGUUUGAUGGAGUUGAAUGUGUUGUGGGUUCUGAGGGCUUUAACUCAGGAACACACUGCUGGGAUGUUGAAGUUGGAGACAAUGAUGUGUGGGGUUUGGGUGUGAUUACAGAAUCUGCUCAGAGAAAGGGGGACAUAUAUUCCAGAAGUGGAAGGUGGAUCCUGUUCUCUAUCAAUGGUGAAUAUGGAACUUGUUCUUCACCACAGUCAGCCACUCACCUCUCAGUAUCACAGAAAGUGCGGAGGGUCAGAGUUGAGCUGGACUGGGACAGAGGAAAACUCUCAUUCUCUGAUCCUCUCACUAACACACACCUACACACCUUCAAACACACUUUCACUGAGAGAGUGUUUCCUCGGUUUGGUACCAUUAGCAGCUGUCCGCUUACUAUCAGUCCAGUUGGGUAGAGUAUAUAAGGGUGUUUUCACCCAUUGUUUUGCAUUGCAUUGCAUUGUUUGGUCUGGACUUUCAGACUUUUCACCCAGAAGAACAUUUUAUUGCACGAAUGUUGACCUUUAAUGUCUUAGGUCAGGGGUGUCCAAACUACGUCCCGCGGCCCAUUUGCAGCCCGUUUCCUAUUUUGGAGCGGCCCGCGAGGUAUUUUAGAAAUAGAAUGAAAGUUGGCCCGCUGUUGAGCAGGUUUUUAUAAUGUGAGAUUCAAAGUUUGAACGCUAGGUGUCAGAAACGGGCCAAAGAGUCUAAAAGCGGAGAGAGUGCGCAUUUCUAGCGCAGAAAAACGUGCCAGAGUCUAAAAGUUGCCAUAAUUAAGGAGUUUAAUAUUAAGAGACAUCAUGAAAUUAAACAUCAAUUUGAAAAAUCUUAGUUUACACAACACUGUCAAAGAUAAAGAUAGUAAGUCAAGUAAAAUGGUGUGUAAAUGAAAUAAUCAGGAAAAUGUAUUAUUUAAAGUGGUAUAUUUCAUUAUUUGUUUUAUUACAGAGUCUGUGGCCCGUGACUUCAAAUAUAUUUCUCCUUCUCGCCCCCAACAAAAAAAGUGUGGACACCCC
Messenger RNA from Astyanax mexicanus (Mexican tetra), 2237 nucleotides. RefSeq names its product zinc-binding protein A33. The coding region runs from base 252 to 1637 and encodes 461 amino acids. Lineage: Eukaryota; Metazoa; Chordata; Actinopteri; Characiformes; Acestrorhamphidae. The record is from RefSeq and is a predicted model, not a curated record. Gene Ontology annotation, molecular function: zinc ion binding; protein binding. The transcript is spliced from 6 exons.